Molecule: messenger RNA, 14762 nt
Organism: Pectinophora gossypiella (pink bollworm)
Lineage: Eukaryota; Metazoa; Arthropoda; Insecta; Lepidoptera; Gelechiidae
Gene: chb
Product: CLIP-associating protein
Exons: 37
Coding region: 506-4876 (1456 amino acids)
Biological process (GO): mitotic spindle assembly
Cellular component (GO): mitotic spindle; spindle microtubule; microtubule organizing center
Molecular function (GO): microtubule binding
Source: RefSeq, a predicted model, not a curated record
UGUAAAUUUUUGUCGGGCAUGCGCAAGCUCGCUGAAUUUUCUGUGUAAUAUUUGCAACGGUGAGAUUUUUUCCGUGAAAAUACCCAGUGGAAAUUGUUUAGUGUGAUGUUCUUAACGUGUUUCCGACCGUAAGUCUACGAUAUAAUUGGUUUUAGUGUGUGAAAUUGUGUGUUAAAAAAAUGUUGUUGCAAAGGUCAAUCUAGAAAAGGAAUAUUUUCCAAAUGGUGUUUCUCUUUAGGAUUACUUAUUCAGUGCUUUGUUCUAGACGUUUUCCUGCUCCAAAGUGCUACCAGAAAUCCUCGAGUACAUUCUAGAAUGCUCCAGAAGGUGUGACAAAAACCAGUGCCUCAAAGCCAUCUGUGAUUUAGUGUAGUGCCCUGUAGUGCGGUUAGUGCUCGAUAGUGCUAAUUAGUGCUGUGAAAUGAGAGGGGAUUGGACUUGGACAGUUUUGUAUUCAAACACGGACAAUUUGAUAGUUAUCCAGGAGGACCUAGAUUUGUAAAAGAUGGCGCACUUCCCCCAGCCCGCGUCGCUAGAGGCGGCCUUGCCGCUGCUCCUGCGGCCCGACCUGCGGCUGCGGCAGGCGCUCGGCGAGCAGCUCGCGGCGCUGGUGCGGCGCGAGCCGGAGAUAUCCAACGACCUCGCCGCGCAGCUGUUAGAUGCGCUCAUAUCCUGGCUCAACGGGGGGAACUUCAAGGUUGCCCAGAAUGGAUUGGAGGGGAUAGCGGCCCUGGCGGAGCGUAUGGGCCACGACUUCACACACUUCGUGCCUACCAUCCUGCCGCAUAUUAUUGACAGGCUGGCGGACACGAAGGAGGGCGUGCGCCACACGGCCCGCGUGUGCGUGUGCACUCUGGGCGAGUGCCGCGCAGCCGCGCCGCGGGCCCUGCUGGCGCGGCUCACGCCCGUCACGCAGCACAAGGCGCCGCACGCGCGCGAGGAGGCGCUCAAGUGCAUACACGCGCUUCUAGACACUCAUGGAGCGUCAGAGCUCCAACUGCGGGCCGCGGUGCCUAGCUUAGCAGCGUCGAUGGGCGACCCCAGCGGUGCCGUGCGAGACGCCGCCAUGCAGCUGCUGGUCGAUGUAUAUAGACAUGUUGGUGAGAGGUUGCGUCAAGACUUGAGGAAGAAAGAGCUGGUACCGGCUUCUAAGCUAGCGCUGCUGGAACAGAAGUUUGAUGAAGUUAGAGAAGCGGGACUUCUGCUGCCUACUGCUACCCAAGGCGUGGACGAGGCGGACUUCGUGGCUCGCACCGUCAAGCGUACCAUGACGAUACCCACGUCGGCCCGCACGAGAGACGGCGACAGCUCCGGCGCGUCCACUCCAGCGUGCGAUCCUCCGAAGAAGACAGUCGCGGGGCUAUAUAGCUUGCCGUCAGCUAAUAGAAAGCCUCCGCCCUCGAAACUUGGAAGCGGAACUGUAUCAAGUGUAGGCGGCAGCGGUUGCGGCGGCGAAGCGGGCGCGGUGUCUUCCGAAGCAUUCGAAGCAGCUUUCGCCUGCAGCGCCCCCGCAGCGGUGUAUGGCGCGAGGGGGCUAGACGACCUCUGUCGACAUGCCGCUGCGUUGCUAGGGGAUAGAGCAGCGGACUGGGAGAAACGAUUAGAUGCGCUCAAGAAAAUCCGGUCUCUGCUAACGGCGAACGCCCACGUCCAAUAUCCGACGGAGUUCGCGGCGCAUCUCAAGGACCUAUCGGUGCCGUUCCUAGUCGUCAUCAAGGAUUUGAGGAGUCAGGUGGUACGCGAAGCGUGCAUAACGAUCGCUCACAUGGCGAAGGUGCUUCGUAACAAGCUGGACCAGUUCAGCUUGUAUAUCCUCCAAGAGCUCAUCAACCUCAUACAGAAUGCUGCUAAGGUGGUGUCGUCAGCGGGCACGGUGUGCGUGCGUUACAUAGUGACGUACGUGCACUCGCCGCGGCUGGUGCCCGUAAUCGUCACCAACCUCACCACAAACAAGUCCAAAGAGAUCCGCUCCACGCUCAGUGAAGUGUUAGUCCUACUGCUCGAGAAGUGGCCGGCGCAGACUAUAGAGAAGCAACAGCAAGCGGUGCGGGACGCCAUACGCCGCGCAUGCGUCGACGCCGACGCGCACGCGCGGAACUGCGGCCGGAAAGCGUACUGGGCGUACAAGCGUCUCUUCCCCGAUGACGCGGAACACCUGUUCGCAAACCUCGACGCGGCUGCCCAGAAGCAGUUAGAGAGAGAGAGAAACGUCGGCAGUGUCGACAGUCUGCACCAUAUUGGACAGGAAAGAAGAACAAUUACUAGUCCGAGAAGUCCUUCGGCCAGUGUUUCAGAGCGGUCCCCCAGCGCGGGCGGCGCGGCCCGCUCGGUGUCCGCCGUGGACGCGGCGGCGGCGCAGCGCGCUCGCGCACGCGCGCUCUACUCGCACAUGAGCCGCGCCAAGAUGGCCGCCGGCACCGCCAGCCUGCCUCGGGCGAAGAGAUCCCCUUCGAAUGCGGCCAGUGGCGUGCCUCCCAGCCCUGAGAGAGUAGUCGGGCGCUCGCGCUCCCGCCCCGGAGUGUCGCAGUCACAACCGACAUCCCGCUCAUCAUCGCCGUCAUCUCGCAGCAGCGGUCCGAUGUCUUUGGCCAGCGCCCGGAGGCGACCCUCGGGGAUACCCCGCUCUCUGGCCAACUCCAGAGAGACUAGUCCUACUAGAACCGGACGUUCAAGCAGCGUGGUGGGCUCGGCCAUCAGGCGGCGAGAGUCCGUCGAGAGGACUGCGCCCUCCCGCACCCCCGCUGCCACUCUACGCCUGCUACAACAAACAAGAGACGCUGAGGGAUCUCUCAGGAGUCCGGAAGAUAGUUCGACGUGUGAGGGCGGGCGCAUGCGCGACGAUGACUCCGAAGCUUCUAGCGUGUGUUCUGAACGGAGCCUCGACUCGUACCGCAGGCAUGAUAGCGUAUCAUGGUCGGGUUCAGCGUCUCGCCUAGGAUGGGAGUGUUCACCCCCGCCGCCGCCGCCCCCAGAUGACAUCAUCGCGCUCUGCGCGUGUACGCACUGGACAGAGAGGAAGGACGGACUUACGCAUUUGGCCAACUACCUGAACAGCGGGCGCUUGCUCACCGAGGAGCAGCUCCGCCGCCUCACGGAGCUGCUCAACAAGAUGUUCGUCGACGCGCACACCAAAGUGUUCUCCCUCCUGCUGGACGCCGUCUGCGAGCUGCUGCUGGUGCACUGGCAGCAGCUGAAGGAUUGGCUAUACCAGCUCAUGUUCAGGCUACUAAUGAAACUGGGCACAGACAUCCUGGGCUCGGUACAGAGCAAGAUCAUGAAGACGCUUGACGUCAUCCACGAGUGCUUCCCAGCCGAGUUGCAGUUACAUAAUAUAUUCAGGUUCUUAGCUGACUCAGCGACGGCGCCCACGACCAAGACGAAGGCGGCCGCGCUUCGCUUCCUGGCGGACCUCGCGCACGACUACUGCACGCCCAACAGCCUCGCCGUUGCUCUCCACGGCGGUGCGUCGGGCAUCGCGGGCCGCGCCCUGGUGAAGGUGGCGACGCUGGCCGCGGACCCGCGCGCCGCCGACGUGCGCGUGUGUGCGAGGCGGGCGCUCGCCUGCCUCUACGACUGCAACCCUGUGCCCUUCACGGCGCUGAUGGGCGAGCUGCCCCCGGAGACACAGUCGCUAGUCAACGGCGUGGUGCAACAGCAUGUCCGGAGAACUUCCAGCACCGGCAGCGAGAGUCCGCUCCGUACUACGAGCGCGACAUCCAACUGCGCCAACGCCGAGGACGUGUACUCCCGCAUACGCAAAACCACCACCGAGAUACACACGUAUACCGCGCAACACGCCAACGAAUGCGGUAACCACAUGUCCAGUAAGGAUUCGGGCAUCAGCCAGAUGUCAGACGCGACGCUCUCCAACAAACCCAACGGGGUGCCUAAUGGACAUUAUAAUGCCGAGGUAGCGCGAGCGGCGUCGGCAGACAGUUCAGAGGAGGCCAACAGCACGAAGGAGUCCUCGCCGGUACCGGCGCACCACCGUCUUGACUUCCCGCAUGCAGAUUACAACUCUGGUCAUUUGACGCGCGACAAGAUGAAACUGUACGAGACGGAUGAGAACGGCUUCAUAAUUACCAAAUCGGGCCUCCGCGAACAAGAGGUCCUGGAAGCCCUCUGCAAGCUGGACGUGUCCCAAGCACCCGCCGAGCAGUGGGAACGGCUACUGCUGGCCACACACGAGAUACUCAAGUACGGGGACUGCCGGAAACCCUGCGAGUACUUCAAGAACAUAGUGCGGGUGGCGCUAGCGGCGUUGUCUAUAGAGGAGAGCUCUGGUGAUAAAGAAAACUCUGAAAACGCUUCCAAUGCACAACAGUCUUCCGGCUGGGGCUCGGCCAACGAGCGCGCGGCGGCGGAGGCCGUGAAGGUGCUGAUCUGGCUGUGCCGGCGGCCGGAGACACGGCCGCAGUGGCUGGACUACUUCGACCUGAUCCUGCUGAAGCUCAUCAACGCGUACGGCGCGCUCAACAAGGAGGUCAUGCGCGCCGUGGACGCCGGCAUGCCGCACGUGGCGCACGCGCUGCCUGCGCACCAGGUGCUCGCCCUGCUGAAGCCGGUGAUCCGUACACGAGGAUACCCCACGUCGCUGUGCGCGCUGAAGCUGGCGGCUGAAGUGGCCAAGGCACGCGGGCCGGAGCUCACAGACGACAUUGUCGGACAACUCAUGGAGGGGGUUGGGCAGCUGGCCGACCACCAGAACUCAGCGGUGCGCAAGGCGGCCGUGUUCUGUAUGGUCGCGUUCACGUUCGCGCUUGGCGAGACGCGCAUGCAGCCGCACCUCAAACACCUCUCCGUUAGCAAGUACCGACUGUUACAGGUGUACGUGAGCAAGCAGCGCGAGGAGUGUGCGCGCGCGCCGCCCUCGUAGCGGCGGCGCCGCGCGCGCACCGCCAGCCGCGCCACGCAGACCACAGGCUAGGCGGGCCCGGGCGCCGGCGCCGGCCGCUGGUAUUCUAUCGCCUAUUGCCGCCACGGAAAGUUUAUUUUACCUCCUUCGCCACCCAAACGGUAUAUGUAUAACACUUCGCACGGGAAACCUAACAUUGUAUUUAUAACGAAAUUGGUAUAUAAACUAUACAGUAUUUGUCUAGUAUUGGAUGCAGAAUGAAAAUAAACAUUUCCUUUACCAAUUAAAAUAACAAAUUGACUGGCACCUAAGUGACUUUCCUCACAGUACGACGCGGUUCGUUGACGACGAAACUUUCAAUAUAAACGGUUAUUGCACCUACCUGUCCGACAGGCUCGACGCGCCAAGGUCACGGGUGGUUACCAUGGUUACCAUUGCAAUGUUACUCCAGAAUUGCAGACCGAUGCGAUGUCGUAUCGCACUGUGAGAAACCUCACUUCAUCUCUCUAGCGUUAUCGUACGUAACCUAAAGAUGUGACAGGUCCGAUUUUUUACAGAAGCGACUACCUGUCUGACAUUCUAACCCGCGAAAGGAUAACCAAUCCAAUACAGGUUAGGUCACAUACCUCCGAAACGCAUUCGCGAAUGUGGAUUUCUUACAAUGGGGAAAGUUAUUAAAACAUGGUUUUUAGGUUAUGUUAUAAUACACAGAAAUAAAAUAAAAAGAAAUAUUAAUAAAAAUAAUUUGAAUAAAAAUCGGUUACCUAAUAAUAAACAAAAAAGUCAACAAUAUGCCGAUAGAAUACCAUUGGAAUCGACGAUAUAUUAUGGAUCUUAAUUCUUAUUUGUAUAAGGAUGAUUUGAUUUUAAUUUAUUAUUUAUUUACGGAUUGCGGUACGUGCUGAAUUUAAUAUUUUCUUUAAAAAAAAUAAUCAAAUAAAAUGAUACAAAUACAGACAUAACACAGCACCACGCCUGUAUCUCCUGAGGGGUGGGAAGAGGUGCAUAGUAUACACACCCACUCCUAGCCAGCUAUAUUUAACACUGGCAUAGCUCGGCCUUUGUAUGUUGUCCAACGCAUUUGACCGUAUUUAUGUAUAUAAAGAACAUAAGACAUGGCUGUACGGGCAUAGUUGCCUUUGCCUUGCGCUUCGGGGAAAACAUAAAAAAAAUGUUUAUGGUGUAGGCUUGAUGUUUCAUACAUUACUAAGGAGCUACUAGCAGAAAGUUUGCCCUUGUCAUCUAAGGUUUACUUAAAAAUCAGAACAAAAUCACAAGGAAAAUAUUAAAUUUUUCACAGAAAUAAAUGACUUUGACUGUUUUUUUGUUUGUUUGCCAAAAUCUCGGGAAAGGAUCGCGCGCGUCAUAGAUUAGAUAAGGAUAGGUAAGGUAGUGUUGAUAAUCGAAUUGAGUCAGUCUCGCUGAGGCUUAGAUAAUAUAACAUGACAAACUAUACAAUACAGGGUGUUAGUGACAUCGUAACGAAUACUGAGGGGAUGAUUCAGACCAUGAUUCUGAGUUGAUAUCAAGUGGAAUUUUCAGUCUGAAUAUUCAAGAAUUUUUUUGUGUUUUUUUUAUAAUUUACAGUUCCAUACUUUUGCGACGGAAAAUUCCGCUUGAUAUCAACUCAGAAUCAUAAUGUCAAUCAUCCCUCAAAGUUUUCGUUACGAUGUCACUAACACCCUGUAUACGUCCCACUGCUGGGCACAGGCCUCGUCAACCAACCAUGAGGUAUGGAGCAUUAAAUUGGAUAGUAUGCUUCGUUGAAUAUAGCUUAAUUAGAAUGACAUAACAUUACGCCUGUUGGCAGAGGUGUUUGGUAUACAGUUAUACAUACCCAAUCCUCGCCAGCUAUGUUUAAAUCCCUCGUAAUAAGGGGCGGACCUGCCAUCAACCGCACAAGUCCUGGUAACCUCACUCUCUUUAUUUAAGAGCUGCACUCUUGUCGGUGGAGUAAUCGCCUCCAUUUUCAUUACUCCAUAGAUAGGGCGUGUAGAACGGUGGUUGCCCCAAUCGCCUUCCUUUCCGCAGUACACCGACCAAUUUCUCAAUCGGUGAUGUUCUAGCUAGAGCCCUACCAGAAUCCACUUCCUCGGCCUCCAACCAGUACUGAUACCGCUGCUGCCCGGCAUCAGGGGUAACCUUUUGAAGUAGCGGCGCCUACUCGCUACGUCACAAGAUCGUCAUAGAACCUAAGUAGCAUUUUAUAGGUUAGCCCGUCCCAGUGAGCUACCCACUACGUUCUGCUAAUCCUGUCGCUGUUUGGUCGGGGACUGCUUAUUUUUAUAUUCGCAGCUAACCAUUAUAUCUGAUGGCCGUUCCACUAUCCGCCACCUGUGGACCCCGUAGAUGGCCUACAGCUCAGCCUACUACAACCACGUGAUAUCAAUUAUCUGUCAUCUAAAUAUGAAUUCAAGUGGUUUAAAUCCCGAGCUGAGAGUCGAACCCUUAACAUUACGAUGGACGGUCACGAGUACUAAUAUGUAUACACUUUGAAACCAUGUCACUUUUUUGACAAAUGUCAAAUAUAUUAGUGCGACAGGGUUGUAAAAUGUGUACAUGAUAUUGCUCAUGACUGUAAGUGUACGAGUGCGUACAGUCAUGAGCAAUAUAAUAUACCCACUUUAGGACUCUGUCGCACUAACAUAUUCGACAUUUGGUGAGACUCACAGUUCAAUUUGUCAAAAAAGUUAAUGUGACAUGGUACCAAAGUGCAUACAUAUUAAUGCUCGUGACCGUACGGGUCCCCUAGCCCAGGAUAUGAAUAAAACUCCAAAAUCCCGGAAAGUAUAGACAUUUAUCGAUCCAGUUGUCUUCUCGACGUCCGCGAGGCGACAUUUAUUGGGUGCCACAACUUAACCUAACAAAAUCGUAUGCGUUUUAAAAUACACGUGGCGCCAUCUAUGAGCGUUCGCACGAACUAACUUUUUAAUUGUAUUACAAUAUUUGGACAGAAAGUCAUUAUUUGUUCUCCGAACAGAGCUAUUACUAUGUGCUAAAAAGCCGAGAUAUAAUGUCUGUUAUUUUAAUCGAGCUAUAUUGUAUGGAGCAUAAAUGUUGAACUGUGUUAAGGUUUUAUAGUAACUUCUAGUUUGGUGAUCGAGGUACCAACAAUAAUACCCGAAUUAAAAGCAAACGCAAGAAGCCUCCAUGAGACCCAAUCGCCUUGUGUAGCAACAGUUAGAAUAAAUUUUUCAUACUUUAGAUUUCCAUAGGUUCACGUUGCCAUAGUAAAAAAUACGUGGCUCAAACGAGACGCCGAUGGCUGUAUAUAACGGUAGAUUGGUGUGCGAUGAACAAAUUGUAUGUUUGUACGAAAUUCCGCUUUAAGUCUUAGAUUUUUCUAAAUAUGUAAAGCUCAUAAAACUACCAAUUGCAAUUUUAUUUCUGUCAAAUGGCAACAUUAAUGUCACUCAGCCAAUGACAGCGCGAGAGCGAUAGCAGUGUUGCUAUUUUAAGAGUAGAAAUAUUACUAAAAUUGGUAGGUUUUGUUUCUGCUGUUAAGUGUUUUUGAAUUAUUUUUUUAAUAUUUAAAAGGCUAUGGAUGUUUGACACGAGUUUCAAAUUGUAUAGGAGUGAGCGGAAAUUCAUUGACGAAUUUAAUAUAUGUGUUAAAUCAGAACCAUAAGUUUGAUUAUUUUACAGCGAUUUCAUAACGUUAUAAUCCGUCUUUUUAUAUAAUCCACUAUGAUUUUGCAGUUGAACGCUGCGCAAAGGGUUAUAAUGUAAAAAUGUAACCAAAACAAUAUGUUUGUUUACUCAAAUAGUAUGGGGAACAUGAGCGACACCUGCGGGGUUAAAAUGGCCUCAUUGACGCAAUUCAUCUAAGAAAGAAAUAUUGCAAUUUGACAUUUGCGCAAUUUAAAAGUAAGUGCGCAGUGCAAACAACUGUCAAAUAGCAAUAUUGCUUUCUUAGAUGAAUUGCUUCGAUGUGGCCAUAUUAACCGCCCUGAUGGGAGAAAUAGGCAGUUAUUAUCCGCAUUAGAUUGGUUCUCGAGUUUUACUGAGACAAACAAACAGCAGUUGAUUUUCAUAUUUAAAGAAGAUUAGCAUUUUAUAAUUUAUCUUUGUUUUACCCUAUUAUACAUCUGCUUAUGGAACAAAUCCUACUUCAAAUUCGUCAAUGAAUUUUCGCUUAAAACUCAAUCAAUUUUGUUAUAACAGAUGUGUUAUCGAUGUUGUAAGUGGCACAGUUCGAUGUUUGUACAAAGUGGUCGGUGUAUGGUGAUGGGUUUGAUCAUAGCUGGACGCAUAACAGAAGGUCAAGACUGUAUUCCAAUUGGGGUAGUCAGAGGUACAAUCAUCACGUGGUGAACUAAAUUAGUACCCACGCCUCACAGAGCUUUCCAUUAGACCCUGAUUAAAAAAAAUAUAUAUAUUUUCCGUUAAUAAUUAGCAAAAGCUGUGCUUUGUCGUGGUCAGCACGUUUGGUAUUAAUUUAUAACUAUGUCAAAACCAUCGCAUAGCGUCUGCAACUUGUAAAUGUUAAUGUUUUGUCAAAAUGAAGAGAAAUGACUCGAAAAUGCAUUCCAACUAACAGACACAGAAAUUAAAAAAAAUAUAUGAUCGAAAAAUGUUGAUGGAAAAUUAAGUUUGUUUAUUUUUUCAUUUAGUCUAUGGUUAUAGAGAAGUUACAAGACAAAUAAAUUGCACUUUAACAUUUAAUUGCAACGAUCAUGUACUUAGUUAAGAGACUUUUUGUAAUUAUUUCUUUUUAUUUUGGUGCAAUAAAGUGUAUUUGUAUUGUAUUGUAUUGUAUUGAUCAUAAAAUAAAAGUUAAUUUGGUCAUAAAACAAAAGUUUAAUGUACUUACAUACAUAAUUAAACUUUCGCUUAUUCCCCGAGGUAAGCAGAGACUAUGGAAUUCUCUUGCUUCCUCCAUAUCGUAAAAAAGUUAUAAAUUGUUUUUAAAUUCAUUACAAGUGCUUUCUCUAUGACCAUAGACUACAUAAUUUAUCGUUUUCUGCAUAAAAUUGGUUGAUAUUCCAGUAGGAGACAUUUUUGGCACCUACCAAGAAUAUUUACAAGUCAUUUUAAUUUGUAUCAAAAUUUAACUGUCAAAUAUUCUGUGUUCUGUGUCAUGAUAGAUCGUGCCUUUACUGUUGAGUUGCGUUUCGUUACGUUCUAACUUGUAAAGCUUGGAGCAUUGACUUAGAGCGUUUGGUUGUGUGGGUUGAAAUGUUCUUAUAGUACUUUUCCACUCCACUCGGCCUCAGUAGUAACGACCCUAGGGCAGUGCGAGGUGUGCCACCGCACCGGGCGCCGAAAUAGGGGGCAGGGAGCGCCAAAAUCAACCAAAAAUUUCACCGUGGCCGCAAACUAUCUUUAUCGGUUUAGAUAGCGGCCACAUAAAACUCAUACCGGGUGGCCGUAAACAACAUUCUUAAAGGAUUUAAAUAGGUGAAGGAGACUGGUCACGGCCCAUACAAAAUUAACCCAGGCCCGGCGCGAAUGAGACUUAUCUGAUAAUUUUCGUAAAAUUAGGUAAAGUAAAUCUAAAAAGUCCGUAUCGCUGAAAUAUUUGGCGAACGAACUAAAUGUUGCGCCUUAACAAAAAAAUUAGGCAAAUUUAGUAUGUUCGCCAUUUAUUUCAGCGAUGCGGAUUUUUUUGAUUUAAUUUACCUAAUUUUACGAACAUUAUGAGAUAAGUUUGUUUCGCGCCGGGCCUGGGGCCGAAAUGACCAGUCUCCUUUCGGUGGCCGUAAACUAAUCAAAAAUUUUUGUAUUUUUCCAACCGGGUUACCACGGCUAGCUAGAAUAAUAUCUCUGAGUGCUUUAAGAUAUGCGAAGCAACUUGAAAACGGUUAUCCAAUAACUUUUAUAUGAACAUAACUUCCCACUCAACCAAAUUAAUGUAUAAAUAGGAAGUUGUAAAAAUAAUGUUGUUGUGUGAAAAUCUAUGGGUUGACGUCAGUCGAUAUUGGCUACGUCGUACGGUAUGGGAGGCGCAGUUUACGCGUGUUUGUGAGGUAUUGUAUGUAUUAUAUUGUAUUUUUCUUUUUUGUAUGAUAGUAAAUGUGACUUUGGCUUUGUUGGAUAUCCUACAGAUCGAUUUAUCAUACGAAUAAUGUUAAUACAAGAUUUUUUUUCCUCCCCAAUUUGACAGCAUAGCAUAGCUUCACGCCUGCAUCCCUAAAGGGGUAGGCAGAAGUGUAUAGUACACCCACUCGGCUAUGUUUAAAUCCCAUGUAAUAGGCGGCAAGUUUAUCGCCAUUUCGGAAGGGUCUAUUUAAAAAUACUAUUUGAUUUAUAAAUAAUAUUUCACAAUGAUAAAUAUUCGUAGAAACCAAAAAUACGGGUGUCCAACAUUCGCUUAAUACUUGUCUCGAAAGAAUCGCUUAGUCAAAGCUUCAUCAAAUUCAGUACAGUGAAACUUGAAUAUUCCACAAAAAAAUAAUAUAUUCGCCAAAAAGGCACGUUUUCGAUAACUAAUAAUUAUUAAUUUGUCGAAAAAAAAAAGAAGAUUGUAAAAAAUAUUUUCACAAAAUGGCGGUAGGUUUAAUAUUUUUGUGACGGUGUUUAGUACGGUUGAGAUUAUAGAAAAACACUUCCAAAAGUAUUUUUUAGAAGAAAGAAAAUUAACUACAUGUCAUAAAGUACAUAAAAAUAUUUAGUAAAUCAUAAAACUAAAGUUACGUUCGCCGCGGAGGUCCGUGUUGCUCUAUGUUCGCAACUUUACUUUUAUGAUAUACAAAUCUGUCUUGAUUCGCUUUUGUCUGUACAUACAUAACUUCACGCCUAUUUCCCACCGGGGUAAGCAGAGACUAUGGAAACCCAUUUGCUUCGAUCCUGACACACUUCCCUUGCUUCCUCCACAUUCAUCAAUCGUUUCAUCUAUCAGCAGUUUCUAUUAAAUAAUAUAUUACAUAAAACAUAAACAGCCUAUAUACGUCACACUGCUGGGCACAGACCUCCCCUCAAUCAACCGGAGGGGGUAUGGAGCAUACUUCACCACGCUGCUCCACUGCGGGUUGUUUUUACGGCUAAUAGCCGGGACCAACGGCUUAGCGUGCCUAAAUAAAAAAAUAAACCGCGUGUGCGUGUUAAAUAAUAUAUGACAUAAAAUACAUACAUACAUUUUUCGAAUAUCAUAAUCCCUAUACUCCCUAUUAGGGUAGGCAGGGCCUUUUCGCAUCCAUCAUAUCCGCGUUAGGACUUCAUAUCAACAGUGGCUGCAAGUUGUCCUUGAUUACUUGUGGCUCUGCCCACCCCUUAAUGAUUAUGGGCGUGAGUUUAUGUACGUAGGCCCGUUUCGCUAUAUCGUACAAAAUGUAUAACAAAGUAAUUUCCACACUAUAAAUUCUUUUCGUACAAAUGACAUGUAUUUUUUUUCUCUUUGGACAUCAGUCAUUCGUAAGGAAUAACUAUAUUUUUUUUCCUAACGCUUUAAUGUAAGCAACUAAUUUUUUUUUUUUAUCAUGUUUAUUUUACCUUAAUGUUAAUUAUUGUAAAAUAGUUUCACAAAUUUCAGUGUAUAAACUCUUUUCAGGUGAAUCUCAUUUUUGUUUACUUCGCGUUAUAAAGGUGCGGUGUAAAGGUGUACACAGAUUAGCUACUAAAUGCGUUUGAUAUGAAUAGGGUAGUUUCCAACUAGUCAAAUCAGUUACUUUUUAAUAAACGUCAAAAGAUCAAAUUACUAUGGAAUGUGUAUGAAAAAGCAACCUGUGACGUCAUAGAAAAACGUGAUAAAAUUUCGCGCUUUUUAUUACAGUUUUCUUUAUUAAAAUUCAUAAAUAAGUUAAAAAACUUUUUGUCAGAUUUAGAUCGGUCUUAGUCAUCUUUGACCUAAGAAACUACCCAAUUCUAUGUUUUUUUUUUUCUUCUGGCUUCCGCGGCUAGCGAUGCGCCAGUGAUAAAUCGUGAGUUAGUCUUUAAUAAUAAUUAUCUUUUCAUAUUGUUACUGUGCAGUCGUUAAAACGAGGAAACUUUUCAAUAAUAAAAUAUACCGGAUAGGGAACGGAACCAAUUCUAUGUUAGUGAGUCCGGGAGAUGUUGUCUUGUCCGAUCGCAGCGCCAUCUACCGGGUCCGCUAGUGAAUCUAAACCUACCAAGUCCACUGAAGCAGACAAAAAAAUCUUCUAAAUCGAUCGACACUCAAUAUCAAUCUAAAGAUAACGAAAAAGUGUAAUGACCUCCUAACUAAUGAAUAAUUCAUUUAUUCGCUUUAAACACAUAAUGGUGCUAAUUCCUGCAGACGCCAUCUAAUUUUAUUUUAAGUUAUACCCGUCAUUUUCUUAUCCGUUGAAAAAGAAAGCGACGGGUAAUCGACAGGCAUAAAAUUUAUGGAAUACACGUCAAUUUUAAGCAGAAAUCUAAAACGACCGUCUAAAAAUUUUACAUUGGCCCAUAACCCGACAGGGUUAAGUAUACAGCACGUCAAAAGGAUUGCAUACCAGCGAGAUGCCUAUUUUGUUCGCGCGGGUUGUUCAUUCGUUUUAAAAUUAACUUGUUGACAAUCAUCCGUCCCUUUCCUUUUCGGCGGAUAAGAAAAUGACGGGUAUAAGUUAAAUAAAAUUAGGAUGUGUCUGCAGGAAUCGGGGUCAUGAAGAACAUUGAACAUUUAAAUAAAACAUUACAUGUCAUUUUUUUAAGAAAGGACUUCAUUACACUUCAUCGCCGAUAUGUAAAAGAGUUUGAAAGCAAUAUUACCCAGGAAGCCAAAUCCUUUUUUUUUUUCAUUGUUCAUAUAUUUUUACUAAUUCCGUGAUCGUUUCGUAACAGAACACAUUUUUUUUUUAUUUAGAUUUGAAUUGAUUUGAUUUUUUCAUUGGGCAGUGUCGUUUAGAAUUAAGUCGCAGCGGAAAAUAAAACCUUGUAUUAUCUUUGUUGAUUUCGCUAUAAAAAACUUAAUGUUCAUACGAAAUUGGUAUAAUAUAAUUAAAAUUAAAAAAAGCUAUGCGAAACGUCUGUAUGUAUGCACCUUUACAAUAUUUUAUAAAAGUGUGAUCAUGUUUAAAACUCAUUUUGAAUAUUAGUGAAAUAUUCCAAUACUAAUUGAUAUUUCACCAAUAUUACAGAAUUGUUAUUUAAUGUUGUAGAAAAUGUUUCAUUUCUCUAUUCUUUUAUUUAUUAAUAAAUAUGUUAUACAUUGAAAUUUGUAUUCUGUAUUCCGUUUUACACAAACAUUCAUUUCAUAAGAAUACUACGGAUCUAAUAUUAAAUAAUUACAAAUCUCCUAAAUAAAUAUAUUACGAAAUUAUGUAAAAAAAAAACGAAUAAUAAUUGUCGAAAAAUACAAAAAGAAACGUCUGUUACAAUAAAAUAAUUUAUUAGACUUAAAAUAUCGUGUCGAAAAGUUGUUACAACAGGCGUCAUUGUAUAGUCUGUACAUAGACAAAUUAAGUAAUACUAGAAUGUCGUUUUUUCAAUAUGGCGCCUUAAUAUUUUUAAUACUUUGUGUAUUUUUCGAAAAUUAUUUUAGGCUUAUAAAAUAUAGAAAAAAGAUUUCGUCAUUUGUAAUAGCAUAGAAAUAGAAAUCUAAUUAUAUAUGAAAAUGUUCUUAUGAAAUGAAAAAUCCGUGUAAAACGAUGUUGCUUCUUGAAAAUGUGUGGGACUCGUCCAUUAUAUUUAUUAUCUGCUGUAAAUUAUACAUAGACAAUACACUUUUACUUUUCUGACAUUUUUUUUGUAUAAAAGUUGACUUCUAAUUACAAGUUUUUCGUAUUUUUUCUUGUAACGGAAAUGUAUUUCUGCUACUUUUUCUUAUUUUUCCAUAAUUUCAUAAUUAUAUUGAAGUGUCAUAUACAUAUUCAAGAAGCAAGUUAGGAUCCAUUGCAUUUAUCUUUAAAUUAACAGCUUUUGUGCCGCUGUGUCAAACAUACACGUAAUAUUGUAUUGAAACGGUUAAUAAUACUGAUAAUUAUAUUAAUGUACUAUAGUUAUGAAUAAAAUGAUUUUUAAGCCUUUA